Penicillium cataractarum is the source of this 1716-nucleotide messenger RNA. RefSeq names its product lysophospholipid acyltransferase. NCBI's taxonomy places the organism in Eukaryota, Fungi, Ascomycota, Eurotiomycetes, Eurotiales, Aspergillaceae. The transcript is spliced from 4 exons. Gene Ontology annotation, biological process: lipid modification; glycerophospholipid biosynthetic process. The record is from RefSeq and is a predicted model, not a curated record. Gene Ontology annotation, cellular component: membrane; endoplasmic reticulum. Bases 1 to 1716 code for a protein of 571 amino acids. Gene Ontology annotation, molecular function: 1-acylglycerophosphocholine O-acyltransferase activity; 1-acylglycerol-3-phosphate O-acyltransferase activity.
AUGACGUCCCUCCCCGGUGAUCUCUUGACGCCUUUUUUCCUCCUCCGCCUUUCUUCUUUUCCAGCGUUGUUUAGCUACCCUGCUCAGCUUACAGGCGCGUCGGUGGAUGAGCUCAAGCUGAUCGCUUCCUUCCUGCUCUCAUACCCGCUCGCCGGCCUACUAAAACGAAUUCCCGACGCUCAGCCCUGGAAAAAGAAUGCCUUUAUUAUCGUUGCCUCGCUCUUCUACAUUGUCGGCCUUUUCGACCUAUGGGAUGGUCUCCGGACACUUCUUUACAGUGCAGCUGGUACCUAUGCCAUUGCAUACUAUGUAGAUGGCUCGUUGAUGCCCUGGAUUGGGUUCAUCUUCCUCAUGGGCCACAUGUCAAUUAGCCACAUUUACCGCCAAAUCCUGGACGAUGCACAGGUGAUCGAUAUUACCGGAGCACAGAUGGUUCUAGUCAUGAAACUGUCUUCCUUCUGCUGGAAUAUUCAUGACGGCCGUCUCCCUCAGGAACAGCUAUCGGAUGCGCAAAAGUACUCUGCAAUCACCGAGUUCCCCAGCAUCCCCAACUACCUGGGUUAUGUACUGUUCUUCCCGUCGCUGUUUGCUGGUCCUUCCUUUGAGUAUGUGGAUUACCGCCGCUGGCUGGAUACAACCCUGUUCGAGAUUCCGCCAGGCACAGACCCGGCCAAGGUCCCUCGGACAAGGAAGAAGCGCAAGAUCCCACGCAGCGGCACCCCUGCUGCAAAGAAAGCCGCCAUCGGCCUGUUCUGGAUCUUUGCUUUCCUGAAACUGGGCUCGUGGUUCACCACUGAGUUUGUGCUUUCCGAUGCAUUCUUGGAGUUUUCCUUCCCUCGCCGUGUCUUCACCGUGUACAUGCUCGGCUUUACAACGCGGCUGAAGUACUAUGGCGUGUGGUCCUUGACCGAGGGCGCCUGUAUCCUGUCUGGCAUGGGAUACAACGGCUUCGAUCCUAAGUCAGGCAAAGUCUUCUGGAACCGACUUGAGAACGUCGACCCCUAUGGUCUUGAGACUGCCCAGAACUCGUAUAGCUACCUUGGCAGCUGGAACAAGAAUACUAACCACUGGCUGCGCAAUUAUGUCUACCUACGUGUCACGCCAAAGGGCAAGAAGCCGGGUUUCCGUGCUAGCAUGGCUACCUUUGCGACUAGUGCCCUGUGGCACGGCUUCUAUCCCGGUUACUACAUGACCUUUGUGCUAGGCUCCUUCAUCCAGACCGUUGCAAAGAACUUCCGCCGCUACGUGCGCCCCUUCUUCCUCACACCAGACGGCUCCAAGCCAACCCCCAACAAGCGAUACUACGACAUCCUCAGCUGGGUAGUAACCCAAUUCACCCUCGGCUUCGCCGUCCUCCCCUUCAUCCUCCUCAGUUUUCCCGACUCAAUGACCGUCUGGUCCCGAGUAUACUUCUACGGUAUCAUCGGCACCGCAUCCUCCCUCGCUGCCUUUGCCUCCUUCUCCCCAGUCAAGGCCUAUCUAGUGGGUCAACUCAAGCGUCGCAACCGGCCUCAUGCCCCGCGCACGAUGAGCCAGGAGACCGUGCGCCCGCCGACACUGGGUCUGCCGAAUGACCCGGAGCGCGACUUUGAUGAAGCUGUCGCCGAGAUUAAGGCGGAGAUUGAGUCGAGGCGUCGGAGGGGGAGUGUGGUUACUAUGCCUACUGGGGAGGAGUUGAAGAUUGCCGUUGAGCAGAAGAUUGGACGGAAGCUUUAG